Helicoverpa armigera (cotton bollworm) is the source of this 801-nucleotide messenger RNA. Its product is annotated as ADP-ribosylation factor-like protein 6-interacting protein 4. The coding region runs from base 86 to 589 and encodes 167 amino acids. The record is from RefSeq and is a predicted model, not a curated record. Lineage: Eukaryota; Metazoa; Arthropoda; Insecta; Lepidoptera; Noctuidae. The transcript has 3 exons.
UUGUAUUGUCACCCAGUCAUGUCAUUCUCAUUUCGGCUCGCAGCCGGAAUGUAAAUAAAUUCUGGUAAAAGAGAAAUCCCAUAAAAUGGGCAAGGAGAAAUCGAAAAAAAGGCGCAGAAGAUCGUCUACUUCCAGCUCCAGCAGCUCUGAUAGUGAUCGGGAAAAGAAAAAACUCCGCAAGUUGAAGAAAAAAAUUAAAAAGGAAAAAAAGAAGGCUGAUAGAGCAUUGAAAAAGAAAUUGAAGGAAGAAAAGAAAAGAUAUCUUAAGAAGAGAAGGAGUAAGAGUAGCAGUCGCAACCGCGAUGUGAACAAUGCAAAGGAUGGAGACGCGUCGGCCGACAUACCGCUAGAACUAAUGGAGAAGUCCAAGGCUAUGGCUCCAAUGACCAAAGAAGAGUGGGAGAAAAGACAAAGCAUAGUUAGAAAAGUUCUAGAUGAAGAAUCUGGCAGAUACAGGUUAAUAAAAGGUGAUGGAGAAGUGUUAGAAGAAAUUGUGUCACGGGAUAGACACAAGCAGAUUAAUAGACAGGCCACACAAGCUGACGGAGCAUUCUUCCAGUCUCAGACUGUGGAGAAAAAGUCACUAUAGGGUACAUUUGGAUUGGAGUGAAUCCAAAUUUCCAAUAUUGACACGGUUUUGCUGUUUCCUCUAUUGCAUUUCUAGUUUCUAAGAAUUGAAUGGGCCUCUUAACUAAAUGCACCAAGAUAUAUUUAUAUGCUUACAUUAUGUACCUAUCCUUGUAAGUUCAAAUUAAUUAAUAAAAGAACAUUAUCUAGGGAGUUAAAAUUCCUGCUUGAAAA